AGCUGGCUCAGAGCACCGGCCCGACCAUUUCUCUUCCCUUCCUCUCUCAGACUUGCCAAUUCCAGCAUACCUUACGCACCUCUCGGAAUGUCAUCGUUGAGGCGCCCUGUUGCGCAAUUGACAAGGCGAGCGUCGCGGGCGCUGGGCGUGCAGCCGCAACACGUCUCGGGCGCAUUAUGGCAGCAGAGACAUCUCGCCACCGAACAAGCGCCGCCUGUGACGCAGGACUCAACGGGCAAGAAGGGCCCCACGGCUAUGGUCUUCAUGAAUAUGGGAGGUCCUUCUACAACAGAUGAAGUGUACGAUUUCCUGUCGAGGCUAUUCGCCGACGGCGACCUCAUCCCUCUGGGCCGUCUCCAGUCCUACCUCGGGCCCCUUAUAUCGCGCCGGCGCACACCGAAGAUCCAGCAGCAAUACGCAGCCAUCGGCGGUGGCUCGCCCAUCCGCAAGUGGAGCGAGUAUCAGGCGGCGGAGAUGUGCAAGAUCCUGGACAAGAUCUCACUCGAGACGGCGCCGCACUUGCCCUACGUCGCGUUCCGAUAUGCAAAUCCGCUGACCGAGCACAUGUACCAGCAACUGCUGGCCGACGGCUUCGGAGGCGGCAAGGGCGGCAGAGCCGUGGCCUUCACCCAGUACCCGCAGUAUUCGUGCAGCACAACGGGAAGCUCGCUGAACGAGCUGUGGAAGUGGCGGCAGCGACUUGAGGGCAAGCGGGCGACAGGCGAGGCUGAUCCGAAGGGGAGCAUCGCGUGGAGCGUCAUCGACCGGUGGCCGGUCCACCCGGGCCUGAUCGAGGCGUUCGCACAAAACAUCGAGGCUACGCUGGCAACGUACCCUCCGGAGAGAAGGGACUCGGCCGUGCUACUCUUCUCGGCACACUCGCUGCCCAUGAGCGUUGUUAACAGAGGCGACCCGUACCCUGCCGAGGUGGCCGCCACGGUGUACGCCGUGAUGCAGCGUCUGGGCAUGAAGAACCCGUACCGUCUGGUGUGGCAAUCCCAGGUCGGCCCCUCCGCAUGGCUGGGUGCGCAGACGUCCGACACGGUUUCGGAAUACGUCAAGAAGGGCCUGACGGACCUAGUCCUGAUCCCCAUCGCAUUCACAAGCGACCACAUCGAGACGCUGUACGAGCUGGAUCACGAGAUCAUCGGUGAGACAGGGUUGGACAGCAUAAAGAGAGUGGAGAGCUUAAAUGGAAGCCCCGUCUUCAUUCGGGCGUUGGCCGAUCUAGCAAAGGAACACCUUCAAAAGAACAUCGCAUGCAGCCCACAGAUGAUGCUACGGUGUCCUGCGUGCACGAGCGAGCGUUGCGCAGCCAGUAAAGAAUUCUUUGCUGGCCAGCAAGCCUUACUGUAAAAUACACCCACUGUACCGAGUAGAUAUCAAAAGAUGAACCAUACGUAGGAAAAUGAAUCACCAUCGGCUUUUGCUAUUUGGCCUUCUUGAA
This is a messenger RNA of Verruconis gallopava, 1447 nucleotides long. RefSeq names its product ferrochelatase. The coding region runs from base 88 to 1356 and encodes 422 amino acids. The record is from RefSeq and is a predicted model, not a curated record. The transcript is spliced from 2 exons. Lineage: Eukaryota; Fungi; Ascomycota; Dothideomycetes; Venturiales; Sympoventuriaceae. Gene Ontology annotation, biological process: heme biosynthetic process. Gene Ontology annotation, molecular function: protoporphyrin ferrochelatase activity.